Prorocentrum cordatum is the source of this 1539-nucleotide messenger RNA. The record is from the annotation of a GenBank genome assembly. NCBI's taxonomy places the organism in Eukaryota, Dinophyceae, Prorocentrales, Prorocentraceae.
AUGGGCCUGCUGCACCCCAGCGGCCGUGUUCGGCUCGCCUGGGACUGCGCGGCCGCGUCGCUCUCGAUACUGACGGGCGCCGUGCUGCCCGUCUGCGUGGCCUACGACGCGCCGUGGGCGGCCGGCGGCCUCGCAGGCGGCGCCUCCGCCGGGGCCCCGCUGGGCCUUCGGCUGCUGGUCGCCGCGGACGCCUUCUGGGCCGCGGACGUGGCCGUGAACGCGCGCACGGCCUUUUUCCAUGACGGCCCUCGGAGAAGAGAGCACUGCUCAAACAUGCGAGUGGUUCUCCCGCGGCGCAUCCUGGCGCGCUACGCCCGCGCCUGGCUGCUCCUCGACUUGCUGGCCGCGUGGCCGUGGCUGCUGGUUCCCGGCCACCCCGCGGCGAUACUCGCCGCGGCGGCCUGCAAGCUGCUGAAGGUGGCCAAACUGCCGCACUUGCUGCUCAGGCUGCAGAACCAGGUCAAGCGCGUGAGGCUGAUCCGCCGUUGUCUCGGCUGGCCCUCCUCCGACCGUCGGGUUGCUGACGCACCUCUUCUCCUGCGCAUGGCGCCUUGCGAGGCGGGCGGACCGGCCCGCUCGGGAGCAGCCCGGGGCGGAGUGGUGGCAGGAGUACAUCAUGGACGUCUACUGGGUGCAGAUGACGAUGACCACGGUGGGCUUCGGCGACGUCUCGCCCUGCGGCUUCUGCUCCCGGAUUUUCGCGGUGUUCUCGAUGCUGGUGGCGCCCCUGUUUUUCGGCACCGUCGUGUCGGUGCUCACCGUGUUCAGUCAUCGGGUCUUCCACGACGAGGCCGACCAGCUGGCCCACGAGGCCGACCAGCUGAUGCGCCGCAGGGGCGUGUCGACAGACCUCCAGCUGCGCGUGGAGACCUGCGCCGCCGCGUGCGGCAGGAGCGCCAGAUGGCAUCCGCGGCGGGCCUCCUGGGCCGGCUGUCUCCGGCGGUGCAGAGGGAGCUGUCCCUGGAGCUGCUGACAGCGUCGUGUUGCGGUUCCCGCUGUUCCGCGCGGCGCCGCGGGCGUUCGUGGCCGAGAUCGCCAGCGCCCAUGCCUGGGUGCAGUGCGCCCCAGGCGACCUCGUCGUCGAGGACGGGCCAGGUGAUACAGGAGGUGGUCUUCCUCGUGCACGGCCGUCUGCUGGUCCACCGCUCCGACACCGCGCUCCCCUCCCCCGCGUCGCCCUCCUCGCCGCGCAUCUGGCGCUCGGAGGAGGCGGAGGUGCCCGAGGGCCGCGGGGACGCCGCAGAUGGCGGCAUCACCGCGGGGUCACGGGCCGAGGGCACCAGGGUCGAGAUCCAGCGGAUCACGGAGCUCGAGGACGGGGCCUGGUUCGGAGAGGCGUGCCUCUUCGCGCAGAAGGUCGUCCGCACCUUCGGAGCCAUCGCCGUGGCCGAGACGGAGCUGGCGGUGCUUCCGGCCCGGGGCUACCGCCGGGUGCUGCAGCGCUACCCGCACUUGCUGGAGCGCCACGGGGCUAUGCACCGCGCUCUGCGGGAGAGCAGGCUCGACCUGGCAGACCUGGCGUGGAAACCCGCGGACUGA